UCACCAUGAGGGGAAUAAAAGAAAAAAGACUCCCAAAGCCAAAAGGAACGUGAGAUAGGCAAAAGGAAAAUCCAGUUUGCUUCUAAAAAAGGCUGAAAAUUAUAGCCAUCCGUGGCCUCAUGUCUCAAGUCUGAGGAUGUUUUUUUCUCUUCUGGUUGUUUGCAAACCCAAGUGGAAUUUUAUUAUGGGUUACUGAGUGAGCUGUUUCAAGUUCCUGGUCCCAAAAGUCUCGACUCACUCUUUAGCCUGCCACUGAGCUUCCUCAUGCACAGAGAGAGAAUGGAGCCCAGACCAAGCAGACAGCGUCUCUGCGUCCUGCCGACUUCCCCUCGCUGCCGUGUUUCCUCAGCGCUCAGCCGGGGACCCGGCAAAGCUGCCCGUUGCCUUUUAUGAACAACAAAAUCGUGAUGAAGGCAACAGGAGUCAGAAAACUAUUCACUGCAGGAAGCCCCAGUUUCCGGUGAGAUAUAAGGAGCACCACAGCACAGGAUGCGCCUGGGGUCAGGGGGACGUGAAAAGCCGUCAGCCUUUGUGUCCUUCUCUGUGCCGGAGCGUCUGCUGCUGAGCCCUCAGCUCCCCUCGGGGCUCAGCUGGGGCCGCCGCGGUCACCGCCGGGCUUCUAGCCUCCCACCAAGAGGGACAGGGAGGCCACCAUGGCCACCUCCGCCGGCCUGCUGCUGCUGCUGCUGCUGCUGGGCCAACCGAGGGUGGGUGCCGGGGCUGAGAGGAAGGCUGUGGUCUGUGCGGGGACCGCCUGCUACACGGCGCACUGGGACAAGCUGACUGCGGCCGAGGCCCAAUCUCACUGCAGCAAGAACGGGGGUAACCUGGCCACGGUGAAGACUGAGGAGGAGGCCCGGCUCAUCCAGCGAGCCCUGGCCCAGCUCCUCCAGCUGGAGGCGCCCCUGGUAACUCGGAUGGGCAAGUUCUGGAUGGGGCUCCAGCGAGAGAAGGGCAAGUGCUUGGACAGCACCCUGCCGCUGAGGGGCUUCAGCUGGGUGGGCGGCGGGGAGAACACGUCCUAUGCCAACUGGUACAAGGAGCCCAAGAACAGCUGCACCUUCAGGCGCUGUGUGUCGCUGGUGCUGGACCUGUCCCUGCCUCCCCUCGCCAGCCACCUCCCCAAGUGGGCCGAGGGCCCCUGUGGGAACCCCGGCUUUUCUGUAAACAACAUCGAGGGCUUCGUGUGCAAGUUCAGCUUCAAAGGCAUGUGCCGGCCCCUGGCCCUGGGGGGCCCAGGCCAGGUGAACUAUACCACCCCCUUCCAGGCCACCAGCUCCUCCUUGGAGGCCGUGCCGUUCGCCUCCAUGGCCAACGUGGCCUGUGGGGACAGGAACGAGAGUGAGUGGCAUUACUUCCUGUGCAAGGAGAAGGCCCCCGAUGUGUUCGACUGGGACAGCUCGGGCCCCCUCUGUGUCAACCCCAAGUACGGCUGCGACUUCAACAAUGGGGGCUGCCAGCAGGACUGCUUCGAGGGGGGAGAUGGCUCCUUCCGCUGCGGCUGCCGGCCAGGGUUCCGGCUGCUGGACGACCUGGUGACUUGCGCCUCCCGGAACCCUUGCAGCUCCAGCCCGUGCAGAGGGGUGGCUACAUGCGUCCCUGAGACCCUCGGGAAAAGCUACCUGUGCCGCUGCCCCCAAGGCUACCAGCUGGACUCCACUCAGCGGGACUGCGUGGACGUAGAUGAGUGCCAGGGCUCACCCUGUGCCCAGGAGUGUGUCAACACCCCCGGGGGCUUCCACUGCCAGUGCUGGGUGGGCUACGAGCCUAGCGGCCCCGGAGAAGAAACCUGUCGGGACGUGGACGAGUGUGCCCCAGGCCGCUCGCCCUGUGCCCAGGACUGCACCAAUACCGACGGCUCGUUCUACUGCUCCUGCAAGGAGGGCUUUGUCCUGGCAGGUGAGGAUGACACCCAGUGCCAGGAUGUGGACGAGUGUGAGGACUCGGAGGGCCACCUCUGCGACAGCUUGUGCUUCAACAUGCAGGGGUCCUUCCGCUGCGGCUGCCUGCCAGGCUGGGAGCUGGCUCCCAAUGGGGUCUCCUGCAUCAUGGGCACCACAACCCUGGGGCCACCAGCUGGGCCUCACCAGGGGGAUGACAUGGGUGAGAGACAGGGGAACCUUGUGCCUUCUGCCUCAACGUCCAGUCCCACCAGGGACCCCAAGGGCACCUCCAAGGUGGCUCCCACUGUGAGGGGCCCCUCCCUCCUACCCAAUGCUCCCAUCACCCCCACCCCACCCAAGACGAUGGUCCCCAGUGGGCCCCCUGGCGUCUGGAUGGAGCCCAGCACCCAUCACCCCACGGCCAGCACUGGCCAUAGGGAGUCCACGGGUGGAGACUUCGCGGCCAAACAGAACGACGAUGGCACCGACGGACAAAAACUGCUCUUAUUCUACAUCCUGGGCACCGUGGUGGCCAUCCUGCUCUUGCUGGCUCUGGCUCUAGGGCUCCUGGUUUAUCGCAAGCGGAGAGCAAAGCGGGAGGAGAAGAAGGAGAAAAAGCCCCAGAGUGCAACAGACAGCUACUCCUGGGCCCCAGAGCGAGCUGAGAGCAGGGCCACAGAGAACCAGUACAGUCCGACGCCGGGGUCAGACUGCUGACGGUGAGGUAACCUAGAGACACUGACGGGCGGCAGCACUGUCCUCAGAGCCCCACGCGCCCUGUUGGAAGGGGGAGCCACAUUCUUCCGAAAGACUGGCCUGGAAUCUUAGCAACAGCUGUGCACCUCUCCUGAAAAGCUCGGCCGCUCGGAGCGUGCAGGUGCUCUCUACGUGAGUGUGGCGUUCCUGACGCAGAAGCCGUGGGUUGGGAUGUCUCUGCGGGAAUUAUGUGACUAUUAACAAUUCUCACUCGCUCUCCCUUUUCCAACCCAAAUGUGACUGGUUUUGUUUUCUCACUGAUUCUGGCCCAGGGCGUUAUCAUUCGGGGCUAACGGCUCCCUUUAAGCUGCUUCUCUGUCCACUUGUUCACCCAAACGAAAAAGCGGCCAGCUAAUGCUACUUAGGACUAAAAGGGUCUGUCCCUCUUAGUAUAGCAGAGACUAAGUCAGUUAGUUGUUUAAUGCUAGAAGAAGCUCUUUUUCUGGCCAGAGGCAACAAGUUCAGGACUGGAAGCACCUCCCUACGUUUGGAUUCACACGCUCUCCCAUCACAAGCCCUGCUGAGCUCGAUGUCAUUGAAAUCCUCCGGAAUGACUAGAAGUCCACUGAACUGCUUGGGUAGCGAGGAGGCAGGAAGUUUAGAAAUUGCAUUUUCUAGUUCUUAAGUUUCUAAUAGUCUUGGGUUUAUUUGCAAGUGAAGUCUGAAACAUGUGAGAAAAGUUAUAUGAAGUGAGUUUAAAGUAUUUUUUAAAACAAGUCAUCUAAGGGCUGGAGAAAGGGGUUGCUUUCAGAAGUCCUUGAAUGGAUGCAUCUAUGUGCACUGAUGUUGCUCUCACUUGACUAUCAAUGAGACCAACACUCGCGAGGAAAAAAGUCAAGGAUGCCUGUCUCUGAGCCAGUGCAGCCAAGACACCGCCCUGCUGCCGGCCUCCGUGGCAGGCUGCUCUGGAUUCGGACGCUGAUGGGAGAGGGAGGAAGCACUGCAACGUCUCUCGUCCUGACUGUUACUAAAGGACGUGUGAGGGAGACGCAUGCUGAGUGUGGAGAGCUGUCGUCGUGGGGCGUUUUAGCACAGUUCACAGUCCACACUGCAUCCUGAGAACUCGAUCCUGCUCCGUGGCUGCAGCUCGCACCAAGUCAGGGACCAGUCAUGUGGGAGGCUAGCCAGUGCUGCUUCAGUCCCCUUUCUCUCCUGUCCUUAGAAAAGUGGGGGAGAGGGAAGGGAGAGAGAAAGAGAAAGGAAGUAAAAUCUUUUGCAACUGCAAAAACUAGUCAAAGCAAUUUUAAUCUAUAUCCUCGUUUUUAAGUGCUCACCUGUAAAGAUUCCCCUUACCAUGUGUGGUCGACAGCGCUCUCUCCCGCACGGUUCUGCCCGGCUCCCUGGAAAGCAGCCCGGGAUUCCCUGGAGGUCAGAGCUGCUGGGGGCCGGCUGAGCAGCGCCGGGAGGCCUCGGGUCUCCUGGGAGCUUUCUGCUGUGCCCUCGCAGAAUGGACAGAGAGAACGAGCAGGCUUCCUUCUCAGAUUGCAAACUGCCUCUCAGAACGAGGGUACCCGCUCUUUCUGGUUUUGCCUUAGAAAUGCAUCUGCCCGGAGGUCACGCCCUGGGUGGACAGAGCCUCAGCCGCCAGGUGCAGGGCCUUCAGAGCCGCAUAAAUAUCCUUUUGCCAAUUUAGAAAUGUAGAUGCUAUAGAUCAGAUUUUUUUAAGAAAACGGAAAACUGAAGGGGGCGAGGUGGGAGGAGGAAAGACGGAAGCUCUGUGGGGCCUAACGGGGGGUGUUCAGAACUUCUGCCUUUUUAAAGUCACCUACUAUUCUUCAGUUUUCACUCAGAAUACUGAUAUUCAACACUCAGAGGAGACAAAGGCAGUUCCUCUGGCCACAGGACCGUCGGCAGUUUGUUGUAUGGGAGCCAAGUGUGUGGCCAUUCAGAUGAUUUAAAGAUGCGGCCGGAUGUGUUGCUGACCAGUACCUGCACUUCCACGAAAGGAAUGCAGAUGCAACAUUCCCCUGGCCUUCCAGUCCUGACCCUCCUCGUCUGGGGCGGAGGAGCCAGGCCAGCCCUAGGCUUCCCCUAAGCCCUCUUGUGGGCCUGGAAUGGGCCGAGGGCACCCACACGCCCUCCCGUUUUCAGUGUUCCAUUUCUUCUACAGCCCAGCCCAUUUUCUGGUCUCUGUGUUCAAAUUCUUCUGUGCGUGGGAAGAAGCAGCCCCGUCCCUGACACUGGGGAGACCGCGGAUGCCUGCUGUGGGACCCACAAGGGGAGAAACGGGCUGAUGAAUAAUAGUUUCUCAAAACCCCCUCUGGCAAGUCAGCCCCUUCACAGGUGAAUGAGCCCUACCUUCUCUCACAGCCAUUGCUGACCAGUGGCCAAGAUCCCUGAACAGGAUGACCUCAGGCAGUGCAUCUGAUGAAAACCACUGACCUCAAACAGAUGCUGCCUUUGCUCUCCCUUUGAAGACCACUGCCAUUUUGUCUGAGGGAUGCAAAUCCUUGCUUUGGGGGAGUUCAGGGGCCACAGCAGUGGAUAGACAAAUGUCCACAGGCCACAUGGCCAUCGACAAACCCUCCGCUUUAUCCAGAGGGGCCCCAAGUGGCUUGGCUGUGACACAGCCAGAGAAAUUGAUGGGAUGGAACACGGGAGAGGUGGGCUCUGCCGUGUGCAGACUCCUCCAACCACGUCACCGGGCUGGGCAGGGGCAGACCCGGUGCAGUUCUGUCCCUGACAUGCUGAGCAGCAGAACAGGGGGGCGCUGGGGACAGGGAGCAGGCUCCACUUGGUGGCAGGCUCAAAGACAAUGGAGACUUUCAUCCAAAAAGAAUUUCCCAUAGUUCAAUAAUUCUGGGAGACUUGUGGAAAAACUCUAUUUGAGACAAACUGCCCCCCUCCCAUCCCCCAGGCAGAUAAUUUAAAGGGAGGAUGUCUGUCUCCCUAAACAGGAAGCCCACUCUGCCCAUUCCUGAAUUUCAGGGGCAAUCCCUCUCUUUUCUCUUGUUAUUAUUUGGAGAAGUCAUGAUGCAGGAGGGCAAUUGCCUUGGGGAAGCUGAGGAGUAAAAGCCAAGGGUGGGGCAAUUGUCGGAAAAUGUCCCAGGAUGGGUGGACUCAUGAGCGCCCUUUGCAGGGUGAACCUACCACUGGUCAAUGGCAUGACCUCGAGGCAAAAGCAGCCCGGCUGCUGUUGCUUUUGGUGACCCACCCGCCUGAUUGUCAUGGUGACGUUGUGGUGCUCCACGUCCGUCUGGCGUUGCCCCGGCACAUUAAGUGGGUGAAUUAACUGGGUUCUGAGGUGAGGAUGGAGGAAUGCAGGCUGCAGCCACUGCCAGGUCUCGUGGGGCUGUCUCUCGCCCUAGUGUUAUUCAAUGGCAGACCAGCAACCCUUCAGAAAGGCUCCCCCAACCUCUUUCCCUUGACCAGGCGAACAGUGGAAUAAAGAACCUGUAUGUGUGUGUGCUCCUGUGUAUUGUGCAGGAGGCGCUGAGUCAGGAAUGAGUUUCUCUCUGCAGCACACGCGUGCGUGUUGCUGUUCUCGUACCUUCUGAUCGUGAGCCCCUGUUUGAGCAUCUUGUGAUGGGACCUGGAGUUUUAUCACAAACAUCUUCUCUUUGGAGAAUAUGGAUUUGACAAUUAGCUACUUUCAUUCCAACCCUCUUUCUCACAAAUAUUUCUGUGAAAACUAAGAGAACAGAGAUGAGAUUUGACAAAAACAUGUACUGAAUUCAAAAUAACACAGUUUUUUAAAGCAGAUAUAGGAAAGCCUUUUCCUAUUAUUUUUCUUCUUGGCUUCUCCAUUGUCUAAAUCAGGAAAACAGGAAAGCAUUGCUUUCUAGCAGCUGCAGAAUGGUGUAAUGUCCCCUACACGUUUCCAUCUCCUUAAACAAUAGCUUUAGCAUGGGAAUCUGAGACACGACCCCUGAAAACAGCUGUCCCUAUCUGGCUGCAAAGCCCACUGCUUACAUCUGCAUGGUUUGUGGCGUUGGUCACCCAAAAACAAAGAGGGCAGUAAUCGAAAUUCUCCACGUGUUCAAUAAUCCAGUACCUUAUUCCUUUCAUAUUCCAGAAGUAAUACUUGCUGAAGUGCUUUUUAAAGAUGAAUUGUGUUUCGGUCUGUUCUUGGCGAUAAUGCCCGUGUAUUUAAGGAAGAACUCUGGCAUUCCCUUCUCGCAGUGUUCCUCUUUUCUGCGAGGAGGCAGCCCUUCCCUGCAGCAGACUUUGCCUGCUCUUACCCUGGGCUGAAGUUCUUUUUGCAUAUGUGGCUCAAGCUUGAGUUAGAUUGUAUGUAAAGCCUUGUUCUGUGAUAUUAGAUGCGAUCGUAAAUGUCAGUAAUCACUCUUGAACGCCAAAUGAGAAUGUAGGUAUUUUUAAAUAUGUGUAUUUGAAAUGUGUUCCACCAAUUCUGGAACCGUGGGUUUCCAUGCGGGGUUUAUUUUCAUCCCAGGCGUGAAAGUUGCCCAGGUGUGGUGGUGGUGGGGGAGGCAGCGGGCACCCGUGAGCUGUGCCUGGCUCCUCAGAGCUCCAGGGACAGAGAGCAUCUCCGGCUGGCCUCAGGAAGUAGCAGGUGUGUCCUCCUUUGUGCGUUGUUCUGUGCACCUCUCCUAAUAAACUCUGAAAAACA
This is a messenger RNA of Equus caballus (horse), 7209 nucleotides long. RefSeq names its product CD93 molecule (gene CD93). Gene Ontology annotation, biological process: cell migration. The record is from RefSeq and is a predicted model, not a curated record. Gene Ontology annotation, cellular component: external side of plasma membrane; extracellular matrix. NCBI's taxonomy places the organism in Eukaryota, Metazoa, Chordata, Mammalia, Perissodactyla, Equidae. Gene Ontology annotation, molecular function: calcium ion binding; extracellular matrix protein binding; extracellular matrix binding.